AUGACCCCGCCCCACCCCCGGCCACGCCCCCCGGAUUGCCUCUACGGCUGCUACGUGCACUCCUCCAUCGUGCCCACCUUCCACCGCCGCUGCUACUGGCUGCUGCAGAACCCCGACAUCGUGCUGGUGCACUACCUGAACGUGCCGGCCAUGGAGGAGUGCGGCCGGGCCUGCGCCCCCCGGCUCUGCAGCCCCCCGCUCUGCAGCCCCCCGCUCUGCUCCGGGGCCCCCCCGCUCUGCGCCGCCUCCGCCGACCCCCGGGAGUGGCUCAAGUGGUCCCAGGAGGAGCUGGUGGCACAGCUGCGCCCCAUGUUCCACGGGGUGAAGUGGGGCUGCGGGAACGGGGGCGCUGCCCCCGCGCUGUCCCUGGAGCAGCUGGUGCAGCACGUCCUGGAGAGGCACCAGGCCCGGCCGCCGCCCCGCACCCACGCCUGCCUCUGCGCCGGGGGGCUGGGCGCUCCCGGCCACAAGUGCAGCAGCACCAAGCACCGCAUCAUCUCCCCCAAAGUGGAGCGGGGGGGCUCGGGGACCACGCCGGGGGACCCCCCCAAAGCCGCCCCCUCCUCCCCUGACACCACCCAGCCUUCCCCGGGCCUGGGGGCGGGGGGCACGGCGCCCCCCGAAGGGCCCCGAGCCCCCCCCUCCGCCUUCCCCCCGGGGGGCGGUGGGGGGCUGCCCCUCGUGGUGGUGGCCAGCUUGGGUGGGGGGGCGGCGCCGGGGGGCGCAGCCCACGAGGCCGGCGUGGCCGCCCUGCGCGUGGCCUGUCCCCCCCGGCUGCUCUCGGCCGCCGCCCCCUUCGAGUACCGGGCGCGGGGGGCGGCGCGGGGCCCCCCCGGGGCACAGCUGGACUGGCUGGCGCUGGACGAGGCUCAGUUCCGUCUGUCCAUCCUGGAGCGCUUGGAGCAGCUGGAGACGCGUCUGGGGGCCCUGCCCCCCCCCCCCCCCCCACGGGGGGGGCCCUCCGAGACCCCCCCCGAGCAGGGGCCGGGCUCGUCCUUCGAGGCGCGGGUGGUGGCCAUCUGCGAGGCCAUGAUGGCCCGGCCGGGCUGCUCGGGGACGGCGCUGGGCACCUCGGGGACCUCGAUGCUGGCGCACGGGGUGACCUUCCGUGGCAUGACGCUGCUGCACCUGGCGGCCGCCCAGGGCUACGCCAGCCUGGUGGAGGCUCUUCGGCGCUGGCGGGCGCUGGCAGUUGAGAGCCUGGAGCUGGAGCAGGAGAUCGACCCCCUCAACGUGGACCAUUUCUCCUGCACCCCCCUGAUGUGGGCGUGUGCCCUGGGGCACCGGGAGGCGGCGGAGCGGCUGUGCCGCUGGGACCGGCGGGCGCUGGCCGUCCCCGACACCCUGGGGCGGCUGCCGCUGGCCCUGGCCCGCGCCCGCGGCCACCUGGCCCUGGUCACCCGCCUCGAGGAGCUGCAGAUGUCACCCGUGUCCCCGCGCUGUCACCUGCCCGGCCUGCGCAUCCCCUCCCCGCUGUCCGCCAGCCCCGACACAGGUAUGGCGCUGGCACCUGCCUGUCCUCUGUCACUCUGUCCUGUUGUCACCGUGUCCCGCCCCCCUGGUGUGGUCACUGUCCCCUCGCUGCUCCUGACCCCGUUUUCCCCCUGUCCCCUUUUGUGUGCCCCCAGGGCAUCGUUGUCCCCUCCAGCCUUUCCCCCGUGUCCUCCCCAUGUCCCCUGUAAAGCUGGGGGACAGCCGGGGCUGGGGACACGCCUGGAGCAGGAGAGCCCCGACGUCCCUUGUCCCCAGGCCGAGGUGGUGACGCUGGCGCGACAGAUCAUCGAGGCCACCCCUGAGCGCAUCAAGCAGGAGGCACCGGGGGGGCCCCCGGGGGCGCUGGGAGCACUGGGAGCAGCAGGAGGGACCCCGGGCACCACGGGGACCCCGGGGCCAGCGGGGCCAGCGGGGCUGGGUGCUGCCAUGGCCUGGCUGGCCACCUACCUGGAGAGCGUUGACCGUCCCCCCGCGCCCGCCCACAGGGCCAUCUGCGAGGCCAUGAUGGCCCGGCCGGGCUGCUCGGGGACGGCGCUGGGCACCUCGGGGACCUCGAUGCUGGCGCACGGGGUGACCUUCCGUGGCAUGACGCUGCUGCACCUGGCGGCCGCCCAGGGCUACGCCAGCCUGGUGGAGGCUCUUCGGCGCUGGCGGGCGCUGGCAGUUGAGAGCCUGGAGCUGGAGCAGGAGAUCGACCCCCUCAACGUGGACCAUUUCUCCUGCACCCCCCUGAUGUGGGCGUGUGCCCUGGGGCACCGGGAGGCGGCGGAGCGGCUGUGCCGCUGGGACCGGCGGGCGCUGGCCGUCCCCGACACCCUGGGGCGGCUGCCGCUGGCCCUGGCCCGCGCCCGCGGCCACCUGGCCCUGGUCACCCGCCUCGAGGAGCUGCAGAUGUCACCCGUGUCCCCGCGCUGUCACCUGCCCGGCCUGCGCAUCCCCUCCCCGCUGUCCGCCAGCCCCGACACAGGGCUGAGCACAGCCAGCAGCCUCUCGUCCCCAUCGGGGCUCUCCGAGGGUCCCGGCUCCGUCCCGCUGCCCCCCGGCCCCCCUGGCCCCUCCGAGGAUGAGAGCUGGGGGGUGGCAGUGCCCCCCAGCCCCCCCGAGGACGCCCUGGCCCUGCCCUCCGACACGCUGCAGGCCGAGGUGGUGACGCUGGCGCGACAGAUCAUCGAGGCCACCCCUGAGCGCAUCAAGCAGGAGGCACCGGGGGGGCCCCCGGGGGCGCUGGGAGCACUGGGAGCAGCAGGAGGGACCCCGGGCACCACGGGGACCCCGGGGCCAGCGGGGCCAGCGGGGCUGGGUGCUGCCAUGGCCUGGCUGGCCACCUACCUGGAGAGCGUUGACCGUCCCCCCGCGCCCGCCCACAGGGCCGAGGUGGCCUCGCGGGGGUCCCCGGGGGUCCCCGAGCGGCCUCCCCCCCCUUCGGCCGCGGGCUGGGCCGAGUUCCUGAACGCGUCCGGGGGGGCGCGGGGCGAGGGGGGGGCCGUGGCGCUGCUGACCCUCAGCGACCAGGAGCAGCACGAGCUCUACGAGGCCGCGCGGCUGGUGCAGGGGGCUUUCCGCAAGUACCGGGGCCGGAGGCUGAAGGAGCAGCAGGAGCUGGCGGCCGCCGUCAUCCAGCGCUGCUACCGCAAGUACAAGCAGGUACUGAGGGGUGGGGGGCCCGCCCUGUUCCAGCGGAUGACGCAGGCCGCCAUCCUGAUCCAGAGCAAGUUCCGCAGCUACGCGGAGCAGAAGCGCUUCCAGCGGCGCCGGCGCGCGGCCGUGCUGAUCCAGCAGCGCUUCCGCAGCCUCCGCCAGCACCGGUGGGGCCCGGGGGGCUCCGGGGCCGGGGGCACGGCCCGCAGGGGUCCUCACCGUGCCCUCGUCCCCCCCAGGAGCACCUUCCUCACCCUCAAGCAGGACCAGGCGGCCAGGAAGAUCAUGAGGUUCCUGCGGCGCUGCCGCCACCGGAUGGAGGAGCUGAAGCAGAACAAGGAGGUGGAGAGUUUACAGACGCGGGGCCUGGCCUCGUGAGCCCCCCGCGGGGGACCCCGGCGCGGGGGGAGCUCUGUCCCUGUCCCUGUCCCCCCCCCGGUGUGUCCGGGUGUCCCCCGAGGGCCGGUGCGGAGGGGGGGAGAGCCGCCCCGCGCCCCCUCCCCGCUCGCCCCCGUGCCUCCCCCGCA
Messenger RNA from Onychostruthus taczanowskii (white-rumped snowfinch), 3659 nucleotides. Its product is annotated as calmodulin-binding transcription activator 2-like. Gene Ontology annotation, biological process: regulation of transcription by RNA polymerase II. Gene Ontology annotation, cellular component: nucleus. The coding region runs from base 1 to 3510 and encodes 1169 amino acids. NCBI's taxonomy places the organism in Eukaryota, Metazoa, Chordata, Aves, Passeriformes, Passeridae. Gene Ontology annotation, molecular function: protein binding; transcription coregulator activity; double-stranded DNA binding. The transcript has 18 exons. The record is from RefSeq and is a predicted model, not a curated record.